Molecule: messenger RNA, 903 nt
Organism: Setaria italica (foxtail millet)
Lineage: Eukaryota; Viridiplantae; Streptophyta; Magnoliopsida; Poales; Poaceae
Product: ATP-dependent DNA helicase PIF2
Exons: 1
Coding region: 1-903 (300 amino acids)
Biological process (GO): telomere maintenance; DNA repair
Molecular function (GO): DNA helicase activity
Source: RefSeq, a predicted model, not a curated record
AUGUCAGAAGACUACAGGCGCAACAAUCCAAACCCGAGUUUGGUGGAACAGGUGGUUUUGAUUGACAUUAGGAAUAUGUUGCAAUCUAUGGGGAAGGACAUAAGGUCGUUCCCUCUCCCAAGAAUUGAUGACGCAUAUGACGAUGCUAGCGGUAUCCCUCGUGAGAUAUUUGAGGAGGCAAGCAUUGAUCAGGAUCCGGAAGAUGUGGGACUAUCUGAUUCCCUAAACGAGGAGCAGAGGGCUGCCUACGAAGAGAUAAUGUCCAAAGUGGACACCGAACAAGGCGAUUUGUUCUUUGUAGAUGGACCUGGCGGCACAGGAAAGACAUUUUUGUACAGGGCACUUCUCGGAACCCUUCGCAAUCAGAACAAGCUUGCCAUUGCUACAACUACAUUUGGUGUCGCAGCAUCUAUAAUGCCUGGUGGGAGGACGGCCCACUCACGUUUCAAGAUACCCCUUACAUUUGAGGAUGGUUGUUUUAGUUUUACCAAAGAGAGUGGUACUGCAAAGCUAUUGCAGCAAGCAUCUCUCAUCAUUUGGGACAAGGCAUCUAUGGCAAAGAGGCAAGCUAUGGAAGCCCUAGACAAUAGCCUACGUGAUAUAAUGGGCCGGCAGGAUCUGUCGUUCGGUGGGAAGACUGUUGUCUUUGGAGGGGAUUUUAGACAGGUUCUCCCUAUUGUACGGAAAGGAUCCAGGGCUCAGAUAGUCGAUGCUACUCUACGGAGGUCGUAUCUUUGGGAAUCCAUGCACCACCUUAAGCUCGUGCGCAACAUGAGGGCGCAGAGUGACCCGUGGUUUGCGGAAUAUCUACUGCGCAUUGGUGGUGGCACGGAGGAGGUUAACGGAGAUGGUGAUGUAUGUCUUCCUGACGAUAUAUGUGUCCCGUACUCUGGGGAUUCUUAG